Molecule: messenger RNA, 3868 nt
Organism: Pectinophora gossypiella (pink bollworm)
Lineage: Eukaryota; Metazoa; Arthropoda; Insecta; Lepidoptera; Gelechiidae
Gene: mtgo
Product: fibronectin type-III domain-containing protein 3a
Exons: 10
Coding region: 387-3779 (1130 amino acids)
Molecular function (GO): protein binding
Source: RefSeq, a predicted model, not a curated record
UCCGCGCUGUCGCGCUGUCCUCCUGUGUGCCGCUCCAGUCCGUGUCACGUCGCCAGUGUCCGACCUCUCGAACCGACCGUUUAUGACUUUCGACAACCCCGCCCUGUGCAUUUUCCGAGUUGCAUUUCGAUAAGUGCGAGCAGUGAAUAGCCCUCGACCCGUCCACGCCAGAGACGGAGGCCUCUCUCGCGUUUAUUUAUGUUGUCGUUUUGGUGUGGUGCAUAUUUGUGUUGUACGGACGAUAACCGUAUUAUCUGUGCGAUCGUGUCGGUGGAUAUUUUUAACCAACGACAACUUUUCCGCUAAGAUUAAAGGCAUAAAGGAGUCGGGGUUCGCGUGCGGUGCGCAGCGCGGACGCAGGCGUGCCAUGCGCCACUAGCGGCGCCAUGGUCGGCGUGGGCGUCGCGGAGGGCGGCGGGGGCGGCGGCGGCCCCGGAGACAGCUACUACGGCGAGUACUACCCCCCGGAGCAGUACUACGUGCCGCCGGAGAUGUGCCCCCAGCAGCACCCGCAGCACCCACACAUGUGCACCGUGCACGCUGAAUACGGCGGCAUGCCGGUGGUGACGUCAGCGACGAUGAUGCCGCCGAUGCUGCCGCCGGUGCUGGACGAGAACAUGCGGCACUACCUGGUGGCGCACCCGCAGCACCCGCACGCGCACCACGCGCCUCAUCACCAGCAACACCACCAGCCCCACCACCAGCCACCGCCGCAUCACCAGCCGCAGCACCACUAUGGCCCGGCUAACGGCGGCGGCGCGCCGCAGCACUUCUACGGCGCGGGCUACCCGCCCCACUUCCACCACGUGCCGCCGCACCACAUGCAACACUCGCCCCCGCCGCCCGUCUACCAGAAGGACGAGCGCACGCAGCGGCAGUACUCCAAGCUGAAGCAGAAACUUGAGCGCAAGCAGACUAAUAGGAAUAAUGGAAUAGAAGUAAAUUCCGGCGCGAGCACGCCGUCGCUAUCUCCGCGCAAGGAGGUGAACGGGCGCGGUGGCGGCAGCGGCGGCGCGUCGUCGGGCGCCUGGUCGGAGGGCGAGGGCUCCUCGGCCGGGGCCUCGCUCACCGGGGACGACGACGACACGCAGGCGCUGCUCGACCUGCUCUCCGCCACCAGGACGCCGCAGGUCAGCGACAUGACACCGACGAGUGCUCUAGUACAGUGGAACUCGCCCCUGCCGGAAGGCGUGACGCUACCUAACGUCGAGUUGACGUACGACCUGUUGUUGGGCGACCGCGGCCGCGGUGGAUACAAGGCCAUCUACAGCGGUCCUUCGCUCUCGUGUCGGGUGCGGGACCUGCGGCCGGGGCUGGAGUAUUCGGUGUGCCUACAGAUCCGCGCCGGCGAGCUGUCGUCGGGCCCCAGCGAGGCGGCCACGUUCCAGGCGCCGCCCGCGCCGCCCGAGCGGCUGCCCGCGCCGCGCGUCACGCAGCGCGCGCGCACGUCGCUGCUGCUGCGCUGGCCCGCCGCCGCCGACAACGGCGCGCGGCUCACGCACUACGUGCUGGAGAUGGACGCCGGCGACGGGUUCGCGGAGCUCACGCGCCCGCGCACGCGCCAGCACACCGUCAACAACCUGCGGCCGCAGACCUGCUACCGCUUCCGCGUCGCCGGCGUCAACGAGUGCGGCCGCGCCGACUGGAGCGACGAGGCGGCCGUGUGGACGUGCGGCGCGCCGCCCGGCGUGCCCGCGCCGCCCGCGCUGCAGGACGCCGGCGCCGACGCGCUGGCGCUGGCCUGGGAGCGGCGCGCCGACGAGGAGUUCACGCUGCAGAUGGACGACGCGGCUCGAGGCCACGGCUUCCUGCCCGUCUACGCAGGCCCCGACCGCGCCUAUGUCUGCACCGGCCUGCGCCGCGCUACCGACUACCGAUUCCGUCUGCGGUGCGAGACGACCGAGGGGCUCAGUCCCUGGUGUGCCGAAGUGACGUACCGAACGCUGCCCGAGAGACCCGGACCGCCCGGGCGGCCCGCGCCGCGCGGCAAGAUCCACUCCCGCGCAUUCCGCCUGCGGUGGGACCCGCCGACCGACGAUGGAGGCGCCGCCGUCGAAUCCUACACGCUCGAGCUCGACGGGGGCGAGGGCUUCCGCUGCGCCUACCAGGGAGCGGACAGGGAGGCUCACUGUGAGCGGCUGCAGCCGGGCACGCCGUACCGCGCGCGCGUGCGCUGCGCCAACGUGGCCGGAGACAGCGACUGGUCGGCCACGGAGACGGUGACGACGGAGGCCACGCAGCCGGCCGCGUGCGGCCCGCCCGAGCCGGCCGCCGAGCCGCGCGCCACGCUGCUGGGCGUGCGGUGGCGGCCGCCCGACUGCACCGGCGGCGCGCCGCUCUCCGAGUACCGCGUGGAGCUGGCCGGCGCCGACGGGGCCGCGCGCCUCGUGUACGCCGGGCCCGACGCCGAGUGCGUCGUGCGCGACCUCACGCCCGGCAGCGCCUACGAGCUGUGGGUGACCGCGUGCAACAGGGUCGGGGCCGGCCCGCCGUCGCCGCCGCUGCGGUUCACGACGGCACCGGCGCCGCCCGACGCGCCCCCGACGCCGACCGCGACCGUCGAGACCCCCCGCUCAGCCCGGUUGGAGUGGACCGCGCCGCGGGACAACGGCGCGCCGGUGCUCGACUACCGGCUCGAGAUGAGCGCGACCAACGUGGACGACGCCUUCUCGGAGGUGUACUGUGGGCUGGAGACGAGCUGCGUAGUCGGCGAGCUGACGCCGUUCUCGCCGUACUUCUUCCGGGUGUGCGCCCGCAACGCGGCCGGGCGCGGCUCGUGGUCGGGCGUGCGCGACGUGCUGACGCCGCGCGCGCCGCCGGCCGCGCCCGCGGGGCUGCGCCACGAGGCCACGGCCGCCUCGCUGCGCCUGCACUGGCGCGCGCCCGCCGCGCACGGCGCCGACGUGCUGCGCUACCGCGUGCAGGUGGGCGACGCCGCCUUCGACACGGACGGGCCGGCGCCCGAGCGGCUCGUGGAGGGGCUGCAGCCGGACACGGUGUACCGCGUCCGGGUGGCGGCGCUGUCGGCGCUGGGGCUGGGCGCGUGGUCGGAGGAGACCCGCGCCCACACGCGGCCGCCGCCGCCGCUCCCGCCGCAGCUGCGGGCGCCUCUACCCGCGCACAACCACAUCAAGCUGGAGUGGGCGCCGCUGCCCGAGGGCACGCAGUACUGCGUCGAGAUGCGCGCCGCCGACGGCCGGGAGUUCCGCCCCGUCUACCGCGGCUCUGCGCGCUCCUGCAAGGUGAAGAAGCUCCGCGAGGCGACGACGUACCAGUUCCGCAUCCGCGCGAGCGACGAGCGCGGCGGGCGCGGGCCGUGGUCGGAGCCCCUCACGGUGAGCACGGUGGCGGCGCCGCCCCCCGCGCCCCGCGCGCCCGACGUGGCGUUCCCGGCGCCCCGCCAGGCGCUCAUCAGCUGGGACCCACUCGACGACGCCACCUACGUGCUGCAAUGCGCCAAGACCAAGGACAACGUGUACAAGCAGGUGUACGCGGGCAGCGAGCCUGCCUUCCAGCUGGAGGAGCUGGAGCAGGGUGCAGAGUACGUGGUCCGCGUGUGCUGCGUGCGCGGCGGGAUGGCGGGCGCGUGGUCGGCGCCGACCCGCGUCAGCGCGCCGCCCCGCGUCAGCGCGCCGCCGCCGGCUACCCGCGCGCGCCGCGCCCGCGUGCAGCGCGCGCUAUCGCACACGCAGACGGCGCUGCUGAUGGCGGGCGGUUUCCUGGUGCUGGCGGUGGUGGUGGCGGUGCUGGUGGCGCGGCUGGUGGAGCCGCGGCCGUGACGCGCGCUGGCGGCGGCGCUGCCCACCGCGCUCGCCACGCUGCCCAUGUAGGCGCCCGCCCGCCGCCCAUGUAGGCGCCCGCCCGCCGC